AGCUCCGUCCGUCUGCUUCGCUAGAGCCCGUUUCAUUGGAUGAAUGAAGCGGCGGGCGACCAAUCGCGGCACGCGUUACAUCGCAUCCUCCUGGGCGUCUGUUCGUUUCCGUCAAUUUAGUGAGGAUUUUGUUCCGCGAUUCCUGCAAGGAAGAGCGGAAGAGUACUAAAACAAAACACAUUCCGCGUUAUACCGACUUGAAUCGCGCACGUUAUGCUAAUAGAGUCACGUCGACGGCAAGCGCCGAGGGAGUGUGCAGAUCGCUCGCACGUCUACGCUUUUCUCUGGCCAGCGUUUCCGCGGACAUGCAUCUCGAUGCCGCCAGCCGACGAUUGCUGAAAGACCUCAACAAACUCAAACGUAACACCUGUCUCCGAUCGCCGCGGGAGGCCGAAUGACGACGAAGCCGACGUUUGAUGUUCGGCAAUUAAAAUAACACGUCGCCAUGAGCGUUUCGCAAGCGUCACCAGGCAUUGUGGCCGAACUACUUGAGAUCGCCAUCCACAACAUCCUCUACUCGAGGAAGGUUUAUCCGGAAGCAGCUUUUCAGAAAUCUCGCAAAUACAACAUCCCCAUACAAGUGGCAGUGCACCCACAGGUAGUGGACUACAUCGACAGCUGCGUGAUGACAAUGCACAAGUUGCUGCACCGCAACGAGCUACGGAAGAUGGUGCUGCACAUCGCCGACGCCGCCCACAAUCCUGUCGAGCAGUUUGUCUUCGAGGUGUCCGUCCCGGUCGACGGGGCGCCACAGUCCAACGGAUCGAGCAAAAUGGAGGAGGACUCCUACCUGCUGGACGUGGAAGCCGCUGCCCGUGCCAUCUGCCUCAGGGUCACCACGUCGGACUCCGUGCUGCAGGACAACCCGGAAGGUUGCUCGUUCAGCAUCCAGCUGCACGUUGCAGAAAGCACAGCCAUGAGGUUGUCCCUCAGUGACGAUCCAGACGACCAGUCAUUUCCGUGGGUUGAAGCGGACAGCAAAGACACCGACAUUCCAGGCGGCAGCAUCAUUCCCUUGAAGUGCGCCAACGUCACUGUUGGAAAGGUCCACCUCUAUGUUGUGGAAAGUGAUGGGAAAGGAUCCAAGUGAUAUUCUUGUGUAAUAUCGGAUCUCUACUAAGCUGGUCAUAUUUCGUUACGUAUUUACUGCAAAGCACAUUUUCUCUUUGCUUAAAGUGAAAAAAUAAUAAAAAAGUGGACUGUGCAA
Ixodes scapularis (black-legged tick) is the source of this 1207-nucleotide messenger RNA. RefSeq names its product mitotic spindle assembly checkpoint protein MAD2B (gene PolZ2). Gene Ontology annotation, cellular component: zeta DNA polymerase complex. Bases 446 to 1090 code for a protein of 214 amino acids. The transcript is spliced from 7 exons. Lineage: Eukaryota; Metazoa; Arthropoda; Arachnida; Ixodida; Ixodidae. The record is from RefSeq and is a predicted model, not a curated record.